GUCGUUUCAUUUCUGCAAAUCUGAGAUAGGUUUUUCCCCCAUGUGGUCAUGGGAUUUCUUCCUUAUCAGCGUGUUUACUCACGAAACACACAUUCUGCUGUGCGUCUGGGAAGACCUGUUGCAGGAAAUUUGUGAAGAUCUAGACCUAGGAACAGAAGUGAAGACCGCUAUUGAAAAUCCAGUUUUCAGAUAUGCCAGACAUAUAAUGAGUAACUGUUUUGAAAAUGUUGAAGCAAUGUUGCGUCAGCGGUGUUAGCCUGUGGUGUUUUCAUCUGAAGGGCUGAACGAUUGUGAUUCCUCUUGAAUGCAUGGCCACACUUUAUAAUGGGGGAUUUUGAGAAAAUCUGGCGAGAGCACUGUGAAGAUGAACAGACUCUGAGUGAAUACGCCCUGGCCAUGAGGAACCUGGCUGACAACCACUGGGCCAAGACCUGCGAGGGAGAGGGACGCAUCGAGUGGUGUCGCAGUGUUUGCCAGGAGUAUUUUCAGGAUGGUGGGAUGAAAAGAAUGUUGGAGAAGGAUGAGAAGAGUGCCAGGCUUGCCAUGGCCAUGUCGGCCACAGCUCUGAGUGACCAGCCCUAUAGCUCCUCUAUCCCCAGGUCCAUCCUCCAGCUUGGUAAAAUGCGGCUGCUGGACGUUGGCAGCUGUUUUAACCCCUUCCUGAAGUUUGACGAGUUCCUCACAGUCGGUAUUGACAUAGUGCCUGCGGUCGAGAGUGUAUACAAGUGUGACUUCCUCAACCUCCAGCUCCAGCAGCCUCUGCAACUGGCUGGCGACACAGUGGAAGCCUUCCUGAGACAGCUGCGUAGCCCCAUUGACUCCCUGCCCGCCCAGCUCUUCCACGUAGUGGUCUUCUCCCUGCUCCUCUCCUACUUCCCCUCGCCUUACCAGCGCUGGAUCUGCUGCAAGAAGGCCCACGAGCUACUGGAACUGCACGGCCUGCUGCUCAUCAUCACCCCAGACUCCUCCCACCAGAACCGCCACACCCUCAUGAUGCGCAGCUGGCGCGUGGCGGUGGAGUCGCUUGGCUUCAGGCGCUGCAAGUACAUCAAGUUCUCCCACAUGCACCUCAUCGCCUUCCGCAAGGUGUCCCUGGCCACCACCAGCGACCUGGUCAGCCGUAACUACCCCGAGAUGCUCUACAUUCCUCAGGACUUCCAAUCCCCUGAGGAGGAGGACUACACCGACGUGCCAGUUCAGGUGCGCUCCGACUUCGAGGACGACCAGCUGGCGUGGGGCUUCAUGGAGCUGCCCGACACGCCAUAUGACUCGGAUAGCGGAGAGAGCCAGAGCAGCUCUGUGCCCUUCCUACACGAGCUGGAGGACCCCAUUCUACUGCAGAGCUGAGCUAGACCAGCUAAAACCCUACUAGCUACUCUCUUCUCUUUUACCAGUUCCAAUUCGAUCCCUACCACUCCUCUUGGCCAUAACCCUUCAAUGUUUGCAGAUCUGUAAUGUGGAAGCAAUAUGGGUGACGCUUUAACGCCACACUACUUAUACCUAUCCAGAGCCUUCAGACAUGCAACAUCGAGUGGUUAGGCCCAAGGGGGAGGGAUACAGUCUGUCUGUACACAACUGCUGCGCUACCAAAUGAACCUGCUGCAUUCUUCUCACACUCCUACUCUUCCUUAACAAUGCAGUUUGCACAGAGUGAAAGAAAAAGACGUUUACAGAAGUCAGUUUAUUUUUUUCAAUAUCUUCGAUGGUUAGUCACUCAACACAAUACACACGUCAGUAAAUAAGGUAGUUUUUUAAAAUAAAAACUUGGUCGUUGAAUACCCUCAGGAUAGACUGAGAGUAAGUCUGCCCCUUGUUUUUUUUUUAUCCAUCUUUGAUCUCACUCUACUAACAGAAGAAAAGCAAUCUUUACUCCUUCAAAGGCUUUUUCUUAGUAGUUAAACAGUGAAUGUGCUUCAGUGCCAGCAAGCCGCUGACUUUAAAUCCCUCUUAAAUGGAUUGAUACCACAGAGGUUUGUCAAGUUUGGUUGGAGUGGAGCGAUUGAGAUGUUAGUCAGGUGAGGCUAGACUUUCUCUAAUUCUUGGUAUGCAUUUACAUUUUCUAAAAAAAAUAAGAAGAAAAAUACAUUGUACUCUCAGCCAAAAUGUUUUGAUUUGUUCCCAUUUGAACACUGGUCUUGUCCAACACGAUGUGUGAAAAUGGCGUUUUAAUUCAGCAUUUUGUUUGGCUGAUUUCAUGGCUCUUUUUACAAUAGAUUUGUAGCAUUUUCAGAACUUUAAGAUAGGUGUACGUAAUUACUUUUACUAAUGUGAAACUGUUAACUGUGUUUUUCUCAUUGUGUAACAUGGUACGAGUUGUGAACUAGUCAUUGCUCUCUUUUCUGUGCUGGUGUGAAGAAACUGGUUUUAAUCAAUGUUAAUUUACCUUCAAUGUUGUAACCCAGAACAUUUAGCAUUUUGUCAUUACAUCCUUGUUUGUAAUCACUUUAUUUUCUGUAACAAUACUUAGGCUACAUUAUCAGAUCAAUAAUAUGUCUGGAUUUAUGUAUUUGCUUCUUUAUAGGUAGCUGGUAGCUUCUCUAUGGGUACUGGUAACAUAUUCCAAAAAAGAAGACUGCCUAUACUCUGUCGACGUGUCCUUGAGCAAGGCACUUAACCCUAAUUUACUCCAGGGGCACCGUACUAUUAUGGCUGACCCUUUUAAAACAACACAUUUCACUGCACCUAUCCGGUGUAUGUAGCGAUAAAACCUCUUAUGUUCACUGAUGUGAAACAGGUCAACCAAGAGACUAAAGCUCUAGCUGUCAGUUGCUGUUCAUCUCUCUUCCUUUACUCUACAUCGUAUCUGAGGACAGCAACAUUUGCCUUAAGCAUUUUUACAUUUUUGUCAUUUAGCAGACGCUCUUUUCCAGAGCGACUUACAGUAGUAGUAAGUUCAUACAUUUUAAUACUUUUUUUCAUACUGGUCCCCCAUGGGAAUCAAACCCAUAACCCUGGCGCUACAAGUGCCACUCUCUACCAACAGCUACAUGGGACUAGCAUUCGUCAUUUCCGAAUUAAAAAUAUUAAUUGUUUUUUUCAUGGGUUGCUAGUAUAGGUGUAUCAACAAAUAACGAGUCAUUCAUUGCAUCAGGAAGUACAUUUUGACUAUCACUUUACACAUGAAAGUACUAAAUGUGUACUCUGCUUAAGUUUUAACUCCAAACAAUUUAAAAUGAUCUUGUUAUGAGCGCUCAAACAAUUCCAAAUGAUUCACCUCAAUGAGGUUUUGCACUAAUACCCUGCUGUCUCAUCAUUAGUCAUGCAACUUCUGAUCCCAUCAAAGUGCAUUUUAGCAAUAGCCAGGUGUUUCCUGAAAGUACUGUAUCUUAUGGGGAAUGGUAUUUAUGUUCCCCUUUUUAGUGUGGAUGUGUGUUUGUUGUAAUGUACUUGUCUGUGGCACUUUACGUCAUAAAUAGUAGAUGAAUCUCUCAGCUGCCAUGAGUCAUGUGAUUCCUGUCAUGGGGGAUUUAGGAUUAGGUCUCCCAAAUGGCAUCCUAUUCUUUAUGGGGAAUAGGGUGCCAUUUGGGAUGCUACACAAACAACCAUAGUCUUAUUAGUAUAAACUGUAUGAUGUACAUCAGGAUACCUGUAAUCCUAAAGGUGCCUUCUUUCUUAUCCCCAGUAAUGUUUUUGCAAUCCUGAUUCUCAUGCCAUACUGUGUUGGAAAACUCACACUUCACUUGUCAGCAUACAACGGGCUUCUUUUGCCAAAUGUUUGUCAUGUGCAACUGCCCAAAUGAGCUACCUACUACCAUCUACCACUGCAAAGUAUCAUUGGCUCAAUGUUUUACCCUAAGAACAAUAUAUUUUGUUUAAAUUUGUCAUCUUUCAUUAAUUACUUGCUCUAAAUCUGUUAACUUUCUGGUCAGUUCAUGUUUGGUGUAUUUUCAACUAUUUCUCUUUAACAGAAAAUACAAAAUACAUUUCUCAUUAUAGUUCAUUUUCUUGAGCGUUGUCAAUUGUACCAGUUAGCAUUUAGGGAUACAUCUCAUCUGUCUUCCAAGAGUUUAAGUCCAUUACUUGCAUGAAUAGCUUCAUUUUCAGUAUUAAGGAAUUCGACAGUGUGCAUUUUUUUUUCUUCUCUCUUUUAUAAAUGAAUGGAAAUGCA
Messenger RNA from Oncorhynchus mykiss (rainbow trout), 4108 nucleotides. It is a transcript of the gene samtor, whose product is annotated as S-adenosylmethionine sensor upstream of mTORC1. The record is from RefSeq and is a predicted model, not a curated record. Gene Ontology annotation, biological process: negative regulation of TORC1 signaling. NCBI's taxonomy places the organism in Eukaryota, Metazoa, Chordata, Actinopteri, Salmoniformes, Salmonidae.